This is a messenger RNA of Drosophila biarmipes, 633 nucleotides long. RefSeq lists its product as uncharacterized. The coding region runs from base 257 to 532 and encodes 91 amino acids. The transcript has a single exon. The record is from RefSeq and is a predicted model, not a curated record. NCBI's taxonomy places the organism in Eukaryota, Metazoa, Arthropoda, Insecta, Diptera, Drosophilidae.
UCUUAAAAUGAGGUGCUAUAUACAGAUAGGAAUGAUCCCGAGCGGCGUUAAAAAAACAUUAAAGCCUUUCAACUUGAGCGCCCUUACAACCCAGUUCCGAACUCUGGUUACUUGGCCAUCCAACGCAUCAAGGGCGCACAAUUGCCCACUUCACGGUCCUCCAGACAUAAAGACCUGCUCCCGCACACAGGCCGUGGCACCUAGUAUGUGUCCCACUCCGAGGACUGCACUUCGGGUGUGUGCGUGAUUUGCAUACAUGCAGGCCAAGUCGAGCAGCGCCGGCAACAACAAUUGCAACCAAAACAAAGAUGCUGCGCUCCUGACACUGAAACCCGCACAAGGCCAAUCGACGAAAUCAGGCCACGCACACGAAUUCCGGCACGGUGGCGGUGGCGAUGACGAUGGCGAUGGCGAUGACGUAGCGAUGCGAUGCGAUGCUCCCGGCAAACGGCCUACGUACCACAGAAGGCCGGCUUCCCCGGACCCACAGACACCACGGCCAGCCUUCUCCCAUCUCCAGGAGCAGAGGUAACUGCACUCAAUCCUACACCGCGCCGAAAUAGCAGUGGGUCCUGGGUUCUUCAAUGUUUUCGGACCUCCUACGGUAUCUGAAGUUUUUUAUGUGUUCAAAAU